AGUUCCCGUAAAAGAAUGCCGAUGUGGCCGCUGUGACAUAUAACUUUUAUUUCGCCGGCAGUUUUAACAGCAAAUUGUUGCAAUGAAACUUUUUAUACUGGUUUUCUUUUGUGUCUGCGGUUUUGUUAAGGCAGACGAAGACGAGAGACUGCCGAAUAAAUGCGAAGUGUGUAAGUUUCUGACAUUAGAGCUGCAGGAUGCUCUGGAGAAAACUGGUCGCUCCAAAGAAGUCCUGGAGGUGGGAGAAGUGCUGGACACGGGCAAGAGAAGGAGAAAGAUAAAAUACAACACCUCGGAAACUCGUCUGACUGAGGCGGUUGACAACAUAUGUGAACGCAUCCUGCAGUAUAACGUCCACGCAGAGAGGCCCGGCAGCCUCCGAUACGCCAAGGGCGCCAGUCAGACCAUGACGACUCUGAAGAACCUGGUCCACAAAGGAGUUAAAGUGGACUUGGGUCUGCCGUAUGAGCUGUGGGACGAACCCUCUGUGGAGGUGUCGGACAUGAAAAAACAGUGUGAGACGAUGCUGGAGCAGUACGAGGAGGUUGUGGAGGACUGGUACUUCCAUCAUCAGGACCAGAGGCUCGAGAACUUCCUCUGUCAGAGCCACGUCCUCAAGGCAUCAGAGCAAGAAUGUAUGAAGGAGGCGUGGAAAGGAGACAUGGGGACCAAAGGAGGGGCCGAGGAGGCGGUGAGCGACAGCACAGAAGAGGAGGGAACCAGUGAGAAGGAGGGAAAGACGCACGACGCUGGGGAGCUGUGAGCAAAAACAUUUUCAAGAAGGCAAACGCAGGAGACAAUGACACAACCUCAGUUUUCAGCCUUUGGCCUGAUGUCACAUACGGUCAUCAUACACUAUAUUUGGUGCCAAAAACUUUGUUAGAGUUCACGCUGGGAGUUGUGAUAAUGAUGCUUUACAGACUUUCUUGUGUAAGUUUUAUAUGAGUGGUGUCAACCUUUUAAGAACUGUUGCACCUUUUUAAACACUCAGCUAUUUGGAUUAAUGUUUGAAGCCUUUACCAUGAAUGUUCGAGACCUUUCCACUGUUAUAUUAUGUGUAAACGCUGUUACAUCUCUCCUUAAGCCAACACUACAUGGUACAUAUCAGUAUUUUUUACCUGGAAUUGUAGUCUUUAAAUGAAAUAUGUACAGUUUUUACAUUGUGAAUAAAAUGUUUUUUUUAUUACA
Molecule: messenger RNA, 1188 nt
Organism: Chelmon rostratus (copperband butterflyfish)
Lineage: Eukaryota; Metazoa; Chordata; Actinopteri; Chaetodontiformes; Chaetodontidae
Gene: cnpy4
Product: canopy FGF signaling regulator 4
Exons: 6
Coding region: 83-763 (226 amino acids)
Cellular component (GO): endomembrane system
Molecular function (GO): signaling receptor binding
Source: RefSeq, a predicted model, not a curated record